AUGCAGUACACUCUUUCCACCACCAGCGCUCUCCUCGCCGCUCUGUCCCUUACUUCUGCUGCUCCCAUGCCCAGCACUUCCACUUCCACUUCCAGCUCCAGCUCUGGUUCCUCCUCCAGCUCCGUCACCAUCGUCCUCCAACUCGAAGGCUUCGACGCCGCCUCCACCCUCCGCGCCAACCUCGACGCCACCACCGUCAACAACCGCGACGCCAAGUCCGCCGCGCUCCAACAGGCUGGCCCGUGGUGCGCCGGUUUCACCGAUGCCCAAGCCACCCAGCCCGUGCCGGCAUUGAACGGCGACGGCAUCUUCGACUCUGCCAACGAGGCCAUCUACAGCCAAGAUGAAGCCGUCACUGUCGGCUCCUUCUGGUGCGCGCAGACUCGCGGAGAGGUCGAGGACUUUGUCGCUCGCGCCACCAACGGCCAGGGCAGCAACGACAACCAGAACAACAAUGGCAAUGGCAACGCCAACACCGGCAACGCCGAGACAACCGUCCGCGUCCAAAUCGAGCUCGAAGCCGGCACCACCUUCGUGCAAGCCGAGCUGCCCGCCAACAUCGGCCCCGUCGACGCCAGCACGGUCCGCAACCUCGCCAAUGGCGCCAUCUCCAUCGACGUCGUCGGCAACGGCGGCAACUGCCAGUUCUUCGACGCCCAAGGCCAGACGCUCAACUUUGGCGGCGACGAAUUGGUGCAGGUUGCGAGCUUUGAGUGCCAGGCUUAG
Molecule: messenger RNA, 726 nt
Organism: Cyphellophora europaea CBS 101466
Lineage: Eukaryota; Fungi; Ascomycota; Eurotiomycetes; Chaetothyriales; Cyphellophoraceae
Exons: 1
Coding region: 1-726 (241 amino acids)
Source: RefSeq, a predicted model, not a curated record